Molecule: messenger RNA, 3384 nt
Organism: Prunus armeniaca (apricot)
Lineage: Eukaryota; Viridiplantae; Streptophyta; Magnoliopsida; Rosales; Rosaceae
Source: the annotation of a GenBank genome assembly
AUGGAACCCAAGAAGAGUGGUGGUGGUGGUGGGGCAUUUUAUGUUCCUGGGAAUGAUAGAGUUUUUUAUAAGCCUCCUGAGAAGAAAUCUCCUUUUGGUUUACAUGUCUUUGCUAAUGCUAAUGCAAAACGGGAAGGCUAUAUAAGUGAGAGAAUAGAAAACCAACAUGAUAGUAGUGAUUAUGGUAAGGAUUAUUAUCAUAGAAGGAAAUCUGGUGGACAAUAUGAACAAGAUCAAUGUGGCGGAGGAUAUGGAAGAAAGCAGAGUAGAUAUGAAGGUUCAAUGAGGAAACAUGGCAGAUCAUCUGAUUGGGAUGAUGGGAGAUUGGGAUGGCAAGAUACACCACGGCAUUCUAGUUACUCUAAUGCUAGUAAGCGCCAUCAAGCCGGUUCUGCUGCUUCUCCAUGGGAUUUCUCGCCAGUUGAAAUUCCUUCUGGAUACUCAAUCAAAUCUUCAAGUUCGAAACAUGGUGCAGGUUCCCAUAAACUUACUGUUUAUUCAGAAAAUUCAGAGUCAUUCAAGGACGGAGAAGGUGAUAAGACUGAUUUGGAUGAAGAACACAAAUACGAAAUUAGAGAAAGCAUGCGUCAAGAGAUGGAUUACAAUUCUGACGUUGCAUGGUAUGAUAGAGAAGAAGGAAAUGCAAUGUUUGAUACAACUGAUAGCUCAUCUUUGUUUUAUGGAAAUGAUGCUUCUUAUCAGAAGAAGGAAGCAGAGUUGGCAAAAAGAUUGCUUCGAAGAGAUGGCACUAAGAUGACCGUUGCUCGGAGCAGAAAAAUGUCUCAGCUCAAUGCUGAUAAUGCUCGGUGGGAAGAUAGUCAACUUUCGAGAUCUGGUGCUGUUAGUGCGACUAAGGCACAGACUGAGAUUGAUGAUGAAGAAGAACACAAAGUUACUCUUCUUGUGCAUGAUACAAAUUUAAAGCCUCCUUUCCUGAAUGACAGUGCUGUUUUUACCAAGCAAGCAGAGCCAGUAAUGCCAAUAAAGGAUCCCACGUCUGAUAUGGCUAUAAUUUCACGCAAAGGGUCUGCUCUAGUUAGAAGAAUCCAUGAGAAGCAAAAUUUGAAUAAAUCUCGUCAACGGUUUUGGGAGCUUGCAGGUUCCAAACUAGGUGAAAUCCUUGGUGUUGAGAAAACAGCAGAGCAGAUUGGCACAGAUACCGCUGCCACAGGCACGGAUGGUGAAAUUAAUUUCAAAGAAGAUGCAAAGUUUAAACAGCAUAUGAAGAAUGGGGAGGCUGUGAGUGAAUUCGCAAAGUCAAAAACCAUCUCACAGCAACGGCAGUGUUUGCCCAUAUAUUCUGUGAGGGAUGAAUUACUACAGGUAAUUCGAGAAAAUCAAGUUAUUGUUGUUGUUGGAGAAACUGGUUCUGGAAAGACAACUCAACUGACACAAUAUCUGCAUGAAGAUGGAUACACCGUAAAUGGUAUAGUAGCUUGCACCCAACCAAGGCGUGUGGCAGCCAUGAGUGUUGCAAAAAGAGUUAGUGAAGAGAUGGAGACUGAGCUUGGCGAGAAAGUCGGUUAUGCUAUUCGUUUUGAGGAUGUGACUGGACCGAAUACCAUAAUUAAGUACAUGACUGAUGGAGUACUUAUGCGUGAAACACUUAGAGAUUCUGAUCUUGACAAGUAUCGCGUAGUUGUGAUGGACGAAGCCCAUGAAAGGUCACUAAACACGGAUGUGCUUCUGGGGAUUUUGAAAAAAGUGGUUGCCCGACGUCGUGAUUUUAAGCUCAUUGUGACAUCUGCGACACUAGAUGCUCAGAAAUUCCAGACUUUUUUUGGAAGUGCACCGAUUUUUGAAAUUCCUGGAAGAACAUUUCCUGUAACUAUCAACUACAAUGAAUCCCCAUGUGAAGAUUAUGUUGAAGCUGCAGUGAAGAAGGCCAUAACUAUUCACAUCACCAGCACUCACGGUGACAUCCUGAUCUUCAUGACCGGCCAAGAUGAGAUUGAGGCAGCUUGUUAUGCCCUCUCAGAGCGGAUGGAACAACUUAUCUCCACCUCAAAGAAUCGGGUGCCAAAACUCUUGAUACUCCCUAUAUAUUCACAGUUGCCUGCUGACUUGCAAGCAAAGAUAUUCCAAAAAGCUGAAGAUGGGGUUCGUAAAUGCAUUGUAGCAACCAACAUUGCUGAGACAUCUUUGACAGUAGAUGGAAUCCUGUAUGUCAUUGACACAGGUUAUUGUAAAAUGAAAGUAUACAACCCCAAAAUGUGUAUGGAUGCUCUUCAAGUAUUUCCUAUUAGUCAGACUGCUGCCAACCAACGUGCUGGGCGUGCUGGCAGAACUGAGCCUGGAACAUGUUAUCGGCUGUACACAAAGAACGCAUACCGAAAUGAAAUGCUGCCUAAUCCUGUGCCAGAGAUUCAGAGGACCAACCUUGGGUAUGUGAUCUUGUUGCUCAAAUCUCUUCAGGUUGAUAACUUGCUAGAUUUUGAUUUCAUGGACCCACCUCCCAAGGAUAAUAUUCUCAAUUCUAUGUACCAGUUGUGGGUGUUGGGUGCUCUUAACAAUCAGGGCCGCUUAACUGAUCUGGGCUGGAAAAUAGUACAGUUGCCAUUGGACCCUCCACUUGCUAAGAUGCUGUUGAUGGGUGAAGAGCUGGAAUGCUUAGAUGAGGUUUUGACGAUUGUGUCCAUGCUUUCGGUGCCGUCAGUAUUUUUUAGGCCCAAAGAUAGGGCAGAGGAGAGCGAUGCUGCACGGGAGAAAUUCUCCAUCCCAGAGUCCGACCACUUAACACUGUAUAAUGUUUAUCAGCAGUGGAAACAACGGCAGUAUCAGGGAGACUGGUGCAAUGACCAUUUUUUGCAUGUUAAAGGGUUGAGAAAGGCUAGAGAGGUGAGGUCCCAGCUGCUAGAGAUCCUGAAGACACUAAAAAUCCCAAUUUCAUCCUGUGGGCCUGAUACUGAUAUUGUGAAAAAAGCUAUUUGCUCCGCAUACUUUCACAACGCAGCAAGAUUGAAGGGUGUGGUGGAGUAUGUAAACUGCCGGACUGGGAUGCCAUGCCAUUUACACCCAAGCAGUGCUCUUUAUGGUAUGGGAUGCACUCCAGAGUAUGUGGUUUAUCAUGAAUUGAUUUUGACAACAAAAGAGUAUAUGCAGUGUGCCACAGCAGUGGAGCCACAAUGGUUGGCUGAGUUGGGACCCAUGUUCUUCUAUGUAAAGGAGUCAGAUACGUCAAUGUUGGAGCAUAAGAAGACACGAAAGGAAGAGAAGACAGCUAUGGAGGAGGAAAUGGGGAAUUUGAGAAAGACUCAAGCAGAGGCAGAGAAAGAAAGCAAGCUGGAGAGGGAAAAGAGAUCCAAGCAGCAGCAGCGAAUUUCAAUGCCGGGUUUGCACCAUGGCUCUUCUGCAUAUACGAGGCCAAAGAAACUUGGCUUGUAA